Paramuricea clavata is the source of this 2848-nucleotide messenger RNA. The record is from the annotation of a GenBank genome assembly. Lineage: Eukaryota; Metazoa; Cnidaria; Anthozoa; Malacalcyonacea; Plexauridae.
AUGAUUGGUAUCACCGUUGUUGCUGCUGUUGUUUUUGUGAUCAUAGUGACAGUGGCAUGUUUUAUUUUCAUUCUUCAAAGAAGACGUCGAAAAGCAGGUGAGUUCAAGAUCUAAUUUGUUCUAAUUAAAAUAUAAAUUAUUCUAAUCUGUCAUUAUAGAACAAAGUGAUUAAUUUAUAAGAACAUUAUAGUGUAAUUGUGUUAAUAUCAUUCAUUAUUUUUCUGUUCUAACCUGUUCUAACAAAGUUACAAUUGCAAACAGCGAUUUCAAUGUAAAUAUUUCAACGGCACUGUUAAUUAAAUCGAUUGAUUAAUUAGCUGUUAAAUCGAAAUUAAAUAUCGCAAAAAUUAAUUGUCUUUGCUUUGCAAACAUCACGUCGAAUAACUCAACCGCGCUGGUGAAACAAUCAAUAAAAAAAUUUGAAGGAUUCUUGCACGGUGAAGUCGUCUCAACAAAAACCGUAGCCCAUUAUAGACGCGUUAAAGUUUAUCGACUGACUAUGUUUCUCUUAAUAUUUCCAAUAAUAAUUUUGUGAAAAGAAACGGUCAAACUAACAACUGCUGAAAUUCUAAUCUCCUUUUUGAACUCUCUAGGCUCUCCUGAUUGCAUCCGCAUGGAUUUUUUAUCACAACAUUCCCACGAGACUCAACAGCUAGAAGGCAACAAUACUUCAGGAGAAGUUGCGAGUUCAGCACAAGAAACAGGCACUAAUAAUGCUCAAUAUCAAAACCUGACAGCUGACGGGAAACCAGUUCCAAUCUUCACGCGUGGAGUGGUGCCCUACCAAAGAGAUUACAUGAACAAAAGGCCCAUGCGAAUUUUAUCGUAUGACAGAGUUCAGCUAAUUCGACCAUUAGCUAUAGACUGGCUUCGGAACGCGUGGGGGAAUGUUGACGAGUUUGGCCAACACGUUUAUGACGUCAUGCAACGCGUCCGACAUGUUUUUGUCCCCUACGACAAGUGCCUUCUAUCACAACGUGACUUGGCCGGAAAUAAAGUCGAGACAAGUAAUAAAACUUACGGAACAAUGGAAAGACCUCCGGCAGUGAUAUUGCCAACUGGUAGUGAGAAUGCGUCGACGUCAGAAAAUGUUUGAUCCGUCUCCUCAAGAUAUACUUUUUACAAUAUUUUUUGUGAUUAACUAUAGUGCUAUAAGGCAAACUAGGAAACAUUGUCGCGCAAAUUACUUCUGAGUAAAUACAUUGAUUAGUGACCAUAGUCUUGUUUAUAUAUGUCGGAAAAUUACCAUUCCUAAAGAGCCACCAAAAAUUGUAUUUACACGACAGUUCAAAAAUUACAACUCCCACCAAUUUAAAGAAGAGCUAAGCUACUAUACUAAUCUAGAUCCCACAUCGAAUGAUCCAAAUGUGCUAUGGAAUGAAUUUAAGAACAACUUUCUUACUAUUGCUGAAAAACACGCGCCAGUUAGACAGCGUCGCGUUAAGAGUGAGCAUAAACCAUGGCUGACGAAAGAAAUAAAGCGUUUAAUGCAUCAUAGGGAUUAUCUUAAAAGACAGAGUGUUCGUUUAACAUCGAGUAAUUAUAACGAGGCCUACAAAAGAUGCAAGAAUAAAUUAAAUAAGCUUAUUAAAAAGACUAAGGAAGAAUACUUUAAAACGAAGUUAUUUAAUGCAAAUAAUAGCAAAGAGAGUUGGCAGGCUAUUAAUGAGCUAUUAAACAAAAAGCCCAAAACUACCCAUGUAACACAGCUAAAUGUAGAUGACCAAGUUAUAACUGGAGACACAAAUAUUGCGGACUGUUUUAAUCGGUAUUUUUCAUCCAUCGGUUGUAAACUGUCGAAAAAUGUCCAAAAUAUUAAUGUUGACCCUAUGACAUUUGUCACUCCUACGGAGAGUUCGUUUCAUUUUUCAUGUAUUUCAGUCCAAGAGACUUUUGACGCCUUAAACCAACUUAAUUCAAGGAAAUCACCAGGACUGGACGGCAUAAGUGUAAAACUAUUAAAAGAUACAAGCGAUGUUAUCGCGCAACCAUUAGCCAACAUCUUUAAUCUAUCUCUUCAGACUGCAAUUUUUCCGGACGAGUGGAAAAUCGCCAAGGUAUCACCAGUCUUUAAAGAAGGGAAUAAAACUGAUUGCGGAAAUUAUAGACCAAUCUCUGUAAUUUCUGUGGUUGCUAAGCUGUUUGAAGGGCUAGUGUACAAUCAAUUGAGAACGUUUAUUGCCGACAAUAGCAUUCUUGUAGAGCAACAGUCCGGUUUUCGUUCACAACACUCUACUGAGACGGCACUCUUAGGUUCGACAAAUGAGUGGUUAUAUAACAUGGACAGUGGCUUAAUCAAUGGAGUCCUGUUCUUGGACUUGAAAAAAGCUUUUGACACUGUCGACCAUGAAAUCUUAUUAAAGAAACUUCACCUAUACGGCAUAAAAGGAACUACUUACGCAUGGUUUGAAUCUUACAUCCAAAAUAGGAAAUCGAUUUGUUUAAUGAAUGGGAAAAAAUCACAUGCUAGAGAAAUUAGGUGUGGGGUACCACAAGGUUCUAACCUUGGCCCCAUCCUAUUCCUCUUGUAUAUUAACGAUCUACCUAAGUGUCUAGAAACAACCAAGGCUAACUUGUUUGCUGAUGACACAAAUCUUUCGUGUGCCGGCUUAGAUGCCAAUGAAAUCGAGACUAAACUUAAAAGAGAUCUUGAGAAUGUUCAUAGUUGGCUUAGAUGUAACAAGCUCACGCUAAACGAUAGCAAAACGGAAUUUAUGAUAAUUGGCUCUAGACAUCAUCUUACUAAAUUUGAAGACAACCCAGAGAUUUCAUUAGCCAUACGAGAUAAUAAUAUUAAACGGGUCACCAAUAAAAAAUCUCUUGGUUUUAUCAUCGACGAUCAAUUAAA